Messenger RNA from Aricia agestis (brown argus), 1385 nucleotides. RefSeq names its product hydroxyacylglutathione hydrolase, mitochondrial (gene tzn). The record is from RefSeq and is a predicted model, not a curated record. Lineage: Eukaryota; Metazoa; Arthropoda; Insecta; Lepidoptera; Lycaenidae. Gene Ontology annotation, molecular function: hydroxyacylglutathione hydrolase activity. Bases 336 to 1235 code for a protein of 299 amino acids. The transcript is spliced from 5 exons.
AUUUUUACUUUUCUUACUUUAAAACAACACUAAAUAAAGAUGGCAGUAUUUGGGCAUUUUUACUACAGGCUUUGGCAGGAUUUGGCAGUUUUUUGACCAAAGUUUGGCAGGAUCUGUAAUUUAAAUAUGGUCACCCUGAUCACUAUUUAUAAUUUUAUUAUUUGUGAUAAGAAAUCCUGAUAACUGAUAAGAAUUUUCUUGUUAAUGUUGAAUAAACCUUAAUUAUUACAGCAUAAACUGCGCCUAAAUUAAUUAAAUAAGUUAAGUUUGUCUUGUGUUACUAUCUUUUCGGUGCCGGUUUGUUUAGGUCACUUUUUUAUACGUCUGAACUUUCAAUGCUUGCAAGAUUUGUUAAUUCUAUGCCGAACGGGCUGUCGCAGCGAAUCACCAAACUUUAUUUUCAAGUACUCGUCCGGAAUCAGCGCAACUCCCACAGCGAGCAAGUUUUCCACGAAGGCCGAGCCAUGGACGUCAAAGUAUUGCCGGCUUUACAAGACAAUUAUAUGUAUCUAAUUGUUGAUAAGGCUACAAAAGAGGCGGCUAUUGUCGAUCCUGUGGCGCCAGAAACUGUUUUAGAAGCUGUAAAUGAACAAGGAGUGAAGCUAACGACAGUGUUAACGACACACCAUCAUUGGGAUCAUGCUGGUGGUAAUGAAGAUUUGGUGAAGAAACAUCCAGGUCUUAAUGUGUAUGGAGGUGAUGAUAGAAUUGGUGCCUUAACAAAGAAAGUAACGCACAAUACAAAGUUUAAUAUAGGCAGUUUGAAUGUGGAAUGUCUUUUUACACCGUGCCAUACGUCUGGCCAUAUUUGCUACUAUGUCACUGCACCAGAAGAUAAUGUAGAUCCCGCUGUGUUUACUGGUGACACACUCUUCCUUGGAGGUUGUGGAAGAUUUUUUGAAGGUACUGCUGAUCAAAUGCACAAAGCACUCAUUGAGGUUUUAGGAAGUUUGCCAGACAAAACCAAAGUCUUCUGCGGACAUGAGUAUUCUGUGCAGAACCUCAGAUUUGCACUCAAAGUUGAGCCUAACAAUAGUGACACAAAAAGUAAAUAUGACUGGUGUACAAAACAAAGAGCAGAAAAAAAACCUACUAUUCCUUCAACAAUUCAAGAAGAAAAGCAGUAUAAUCCAUUCAUGAGAGUUAAUGUGCCAUCUGUGAUGGAACAUGCUAAAAGUAAUGAUGCCGUAGAAACUAUGAAAAUUAUACGCCAAGAAAAAGACAGUUUCAAAUAAUUGAGGAUAGGUACCUUUUUAUAUCUUUUCUACUUUAUCGGGAAGUGUAAUAAAAUAUACAAUCCUUUAGGUAAAGUGUAAAAGUUGUUGCACAAUGAUUAUAUUCUUAAACUUAUUAAGUAUGUACCCUUUUUCUAAUAAACAAAAAGA